Messenger RNA from Anopheles marshallii, 1215 nucleotides. Its product is annotated as leucine-rich repeat-containing protein let-4-like. The transcript is spliced from 2 exons. The coding region runs from base 1 to 1215 and encodes 404 amino acids. The record is from RefSeq and is a predicted model, not a curated record. Gene Ontology annotation, molecular function: protein binding. NCBI's taxonomy places the organism in Eukaryota, Metazoa, Arthropoda, Insecta, Diptera, Culicidae.
AUGAAAACCUUCGUAAGUUGUGACGCUGACUAUGCAUGCACCAUACGGAACUGGAACCCCAAUGAGGAAGGAACGUUCGUCCUGGACCACAUCCCGAACACUCACGGUUCGUUGGAGAUGUACAAUCUAUUAGUGUCGUCAACUACCAGCAAGCUGUUCGACGUCUUUCAAUCAUCGCGGAAAGGAAUAGCGACCUCACUCACCGUGAAAAAGUCCGCUAUACGCAAUUUCGUGUUGGAGAACGGUGCCACUUUACAGUCAGUGGAGUUUGAUAAAACACACCUCAGCUCGAUACUGUUCGGGAAGAAUUGUAGCCUCGUGCAUCUAAGGAUCAAGCACAGCAAACUGUCCCAUCUGCCCAAUUCCAUACAAGAGCUCAAAAACCUUAACAAACUCACGAUCAGUCACUCGCUUAUUCUAGCGGUCAAUUUGAACGUUAUUGCCAAGUUACCACAGCUGACGAUGUUGGAUCUGACCAAAAAUGGAAUACACUCUCUGUACUGUACGGUGGAGGAUGCUUCGUUUCCGACGCUGGCCAACAUGUUCUUACGCGAAAACAAACUUAGAAGCAUCAACAUGAACAUCUUCAACGGGAUUAAGUACCUCGACACUGUGGACCUUUCACACAAUCUCAUCAGCGUUGUGUCGGGAACGUUAGUGUCUAGUGUAUUGAAAUAUCUCGAUCUUUCGUACAACAGAAUCAUCAAGAUGGACUGUUGUAAGUGGAAUGUUCCAAACGUGAGCCAUCUAAUCGCCAGCGACAAUCUCUUUCGCUCACUGCCAAGGUGCAUUGAGCAGGCGUUCGUGAAUGUUUUUCACUUAGAUUUAGACAAUAACCAGCUCGAUCCGGAAGAGCUAUUCCCACUCGGAAGAUUUAAACAUUUACAGUAUAUAGCACUACAAAACAACAAACUCACGAACUUCGUACUGAACGAGACUACUAUCCCAAUGAAUUUGACCGUUUUGAAUUUGAGUAAAAACAAAUUAAGACGCUUGGAAAUUGCUUUCGUUCCCCGUAAGAAUACCUUCAUAGACGUUUCCAUGAACUGUAUCAGCAAUCUGGAUUGGAACAAGAUAUCGACGAAUCUAACGAUGUUGGAAAUGGCCGGAAAUCCAUUAGUUUGCAAUUUUGAUAAUUCUCCUUUCAUUCAUAUCAGAUCAAAUCACUCUUGCAAAGUACACAGAAGUGAGGGUUGUGAUGAAGGCAAGUCUUAA